ACAUACAUAUCCCUCAACCCAUGUAAAUUGUCCCUCUUUUCCAUACUCACAUACCGCUUUUACUAGGUAUUCAUUCUAAGCCGCUCACCAAUACCGCACCCACCGACGCGUCUCUGCUGCAGUGCGAUAGACCAAGGUCUAAGAGCAAUAUUUGUUGAGCCUAAUCCGCUCAUUUAGAAUCAUGGGCUCCUUGCUUUCUGAGCGCGCGUAUAUUGGUACACGGUGAAAGGUCUAGGAUAUUGGCUGGAAACAGAUGGGCCGGCUUGAGGCGAGAAUACAGAAGUCGGACGCGAUGAGCCGCGAUCUUGUAUAUUUAACUCGGAAACCCCAGUUGUCGCCCGAUUCCGUGGAUUCGGGAUCAGACUCCACCGAAUAUGGACAAGAAGCGACUUUAGGGUCGCUAGGGACAGCUAGCAGCGAGCUUAUGGUAAUACCCGGAGUGGCCGGACCGUCUAGUAGUUCGGGACAGACUCCGAAGCCGAAGCCGACAGGUUCUAAUCACGGCCAUCGUAAACGAACACAUGCUCCCGAAGUCUGGGAAACGCAUAAGGCGGAGAUUGGCCGCCUUUACCUGGACGAGAAUAAACGGCUCAAGGAUGUGAUGGAAAUUAUGGAGAACCGAUGGGGCUUCCGAGCAUCUCAAAAGAUGUAUAAGACGAAGCUCACGCAAUGGAAAUUCUUCAAGAAUAAUCGCCAAGCUGACGUAGCAAAUCUCCUUUACUUGCAGCGUCACCGUCUGGCCAUCGGCAAAGAGAGUACUUUCCGUAGAAAUGGUAAAUUAAUCGACGUAGAGGCGUACAUGAGGAGAAGAGGGGUCAGCGCGUUCGAUCUCGUCGAAGUGGCGGACUCGGGCGACUUGCCGCCAACUGUAAGAUGCCGGACACCGCCUUCAAUCCCGAGGCUCCUGGACUCCCCUGGCGACCUCUGUAUCAAGGAGAAGUUCUUCCAAUGGACAUCUCAGAAAUUCAUCAAGCCCCGCCCGAUGGACACUGACUACUUGAAGAAGCUGGAUGCCCAUCAUACGAGCAAUGCCCUCCUUUCUGUCCAGCUGUUGACCCACGGAUGCUGGCUCUUCUCAGAAGGCCGUAAUCAGGAGGGUGGCUGGUUCUGUCGGGGUGCUUUUGCCCUUCUACACCAUAUUCUCGAGACAUCUGCGUCCCUAUCCUUCUUCGAAAUGAUGAUGGCGAUCCAAAGGUAUCCCAACGCAGAGAUCAUGAGGGAACUUUGGAGCUAUCUCUCGCGGUAUGCUGCCGCUAUUGAUGGGGUGAAUCAACCGCUGCAUCGGGUAUUGGUGUCUUUCGCCAGGUUUUCACAGCAGCACAGUUUAGAACACAAUGUCAACGUAUUAGACUGGGCCCUGCAGUGGGCCUCGGGUAGGUUUAAUAGCUCGUUCGACGGUAAACCAUUUGACUACACUCUACUGAAGCCGUGGGAUCUCGGGCCUAUAUGGGAUUCAUAUCACCGGUACUACUUAUGCCUGAAUCAUUGGGAAGUCGAUAAGAUACCAACAGCAACCCUACCAAAUCUAGACAAGGUUCAGGAUCCUUCGAACUUGCGAGCAGACUUACUACUUAUCUUUGGAAAUCAAUGUAGUUGGCGCGAUGAUAGACUCCCAAAAGUCGCGUUGAAAGUUCUAGAGCAGAACCAGUCGUCUCCUAAGCCUUCGGACUACCUCGAAUUUGUCGGCGAGUACUGCAUGGCCCGUUAUAGCAAGACGCGGUCUGAUGGGGACGAUCCUACGACGAGCGUCGACCAUAAACUAGCGAGGGAAUACCUGGAGUCGGCAGCCAACCUCCAAGGGAAAGCCUGGCCCCCCGGAAAGAACUAUUACGAAACCCUAACACUUCUCGAAAGCUGGUAUCAAGAGGCCAGCGACUACGAAUCUGCAGACGCCACUCGAAGAAAACGCGAUCAUGAUUGCGCAGAUAUAUUCAGCUCACUAUCCAGAUAGGCAAUCUCUUAGUGCCCGCGGGAGCAUCCCGGGGCUACGUCCUCCAUCUAAGAUACUGAAUACUAAGUUAUUUACUGGGUAGCAUUGGAUAUUUCGUCCUACCAAGCCAAGAUGCGACAUAUGCUAGCUUUUUCCAUUUAGAACCCUCUCACGAACGAUGGCACUA
Daldinia loculata is the source of this 2117-nucleotide messenger RNA. RefSeq lists its product as uncharacterized. The transcript is spliced from 2 exons. The coding region runs from base 254 to 1951 and encodes 565 amino acids. Lineage: Eukaryota; Fungi; Ascomycota; Sordariomycetes; Xylariales; Hypoxylaceae. The record is from RefSeq and is a predicted model, not a curated record.